AUGACGGACGCGUCACUUCUGGCAGGUAUGAUGGAUACGGUUCUCAACUUGGGACUGAACGAUCAGACCGUGGAGGCCUUGGCGAAGCAGUCUGGCGACCGGCGCUUUGCCUUUGACAGCUACCGUCGCUUCGUUCAGAUGUAUUCUGAUGUGGUACUUGGCAUCGAGCUCAACCACUUCGAAAAGCACUUGGAGCGUGCAAAGGCCAAGCGUGGCGUGAAGCAGGACUGCGAGCUGCUCGCGGAAGACUUGGAGAAGCUGGUGAAAUCGUACAAGUCGGUGGUGCAGUUGGAGCUUGGUGAGGACUUCCCAGAAGAUCCGAAAGCCCAGCUCUGGGGCGCAAUCGGUGCC
Molecule: messenger RNA, 351 nt
Organism: Symbiodinium sp. CCMP2456
Lineage: Eukaryota; Dinophyceae; Suessiales; Symbiodiniaceae
Source: the annotation of a GenBank genome assembly